AUGACAGCAUCUCUGGGAGUAGGUAAAGCACGUUCUGACAAGAAUGCCAUUCAAUACAUGCUCAAGAUGUGUGCUAACAUGGAUGUAGUGAAGUUAUCCACUGUUCAGAAACAUAAAGAGAGCUUGGAAAAGGUUGUCAACAAGCCUGAGGAAGGAUUGGUUGUAGUGACAGAUAGACCUGAGGAUUCAUUUGCAGAUUUAAUACAGGAUAUCAUGUAUCAGGUCUUCAAGUAUAUCAACUCAAGCCCAGGAAGCUCCGUUCUCAGCACUACAGUUGAAAAGCUUUCCAGUCUACGAAGCAGUAACCAUUCCAGAGAGAAUUUCAACCAUGUUCUGUGCAAGCUGAAGGAGGAGAUAGCAAAGAAUUCUCAAUCUAGCGAUUUACAGCUCAGUCUCAUGACGUGUGCAAAAUAUCUCAAGGUAGUCACUACAUUCAAACUUCCAAGUUUCUACAAAUAUUAG
Strongylocentrotus purpuratus (purple sea urchin) is the source of this 462-nucleotide messenger RNA. RefSeq names its product probable ATP-dependent RNA helicase DDX58. Gene Ontology annotation, cellular component: cytoplasm. Bases 1 to 462 code for a protein of 153 amino acids. NCBI's taxonomy places the organism in Eukaryota, Metazoa, Echinodermata, Echinoidea, Camarodonta, Strongylocentrotidae. The record is from RefSeq and is a predicted model, not a curated record. The transcript is spliced from 3 exons. Gene Ontology annotation, molecular function: single-stranded RNA binding; zinc ion binding; double-stranded RNA binding.